AUGGCAAGAUGCUUAGGCUUUGCAACAUUAAUGCUUACUAUAAGCAUCUUAAUGUUAGGAAUUUAUGCUCAAUCUGAAUGUGGUAGUGACUUGAAUGUGAUUAAUAUCCAAUGUAGAAGUUUUAUUGGAAAGGAUGGGCCAAAAAUUCCACCAUCAGAACCUUGUUGUGCAGCAAUGAAAGAUCUUGAUGUCUCAUGUUAUUGCAAAUAUGUGACUCCAAUUAUUGAGGAAAAAAUCAGCAUAGAAAAAGCUUUGUAUGUAGCUGAAACUUGCCAUAGCCAAAAUAUCCUACAGACAAGUUAUACUAUAAUUCCUCGCCCUUCUCCUGUUCCUCCAAAGGCUUAA
Molecule: messenger RNA, 345 nt
Organism: Trifolium pratense (red clover)
Lineage: Eukaryota; Viridiplantae; Streptophyta; Magnoliopsida; Fabales; Fabaceae
Exons: 2
Coding region: 1-345 (114 amino acids)
Source: RefSeq, a predicted model, not a curated record